This is a messenger RNA of Fusarium odoratissimum NRRL 54006, 1480 nucleotides long. RefSeq lists its product as uncharacterized. The transcript has 2 exons. Gene Ontology annotation, molecular function: RNA binding. Lineage: Eukaryota; Fungi; Ascomycota; Sordariomycetes; Hypocreales; Nectriaceae. Gene Ontology annotation, biological process: RNA processing. Bases 342 to 968 code for a protein of 208 amino acids. Gene Ontology annotation, cellular component: cytoplasm; nuclear exosome (RNase complex). The record is from RefSeq and is a predicted model, not a curated record.
GGCUCCGAUUCGGCGGACUCAGUUAUGUGUAGGACGGAGUUAGUCGGCAGGGACUUAAGCACCACUUUGGCGCUUACAUAACACACAAGCUCCAAUGUCGGCCCCGCAAUUGAAAGCCGUCCCGAUGGAUGGGAGAAUUUCAGCAAAGUCUGGAUACAAUGAGACUGCAUUACUGCAAGGCUGAAUUGAGCUUUCGUCAUCCAAAACCCAACUCCGAUAUUCCGCAAAGAUUGAGCUGACGACUUCCGGUGAAUAAGCAUAUUCACCCACGCGGGAGCUGAAUAAAGCAAAGCCUUCACACCCUUCACCGCAAGCUCACCUAAGCACCUAAAUCGAAGGUUAUGGCUGUCGACGACAUUCCCUCCGUUGCCCUGCCCGGCAAUGUCCUAGGCCCGGUCACCAAAUUUGCGCCCGGGGCCGGUACACAUGUUUACGAAGGCAAUGUUGUUUCUUCUCUGCUUGGCCGAGUCACCGUGACACCCCCGACAAAGAACCCCGGCCCUCAAAAGCGUCUCAACAAGAUCACUGCACCUACGACAGAGGAGCUUGCUACUAUUUCCGUUUCCCGCCAUGGCCGCAAGCGCGAGAUACUGCCCGACGUCGAGAAUAUUGUCCUCGCGCGUGUCCUGCGCCUGAUGCCAAAGCAAGCCAUUGUGGUGAUUCAGCAAGUUGGCGACACAGUUUUGCAGACAGAGUGGCAGGGUGUGAUCAGAGUGCAAGACGUGAGGGCAACAGAAAAGGAUAAGGUUAAGAUUUACGAGUCCUUUAAGCCUGGCGACAUCGUCCGCGCGCAAGUGAUUUCUCUCGGAGACCAGGCCAACUACUACCUAUCGACGGCUUCAAACGAGCUGGGCGUUGUUAUGGCUACGAGUGAGGCGGGUAAUGAUAUGGUCCCUAUCAGUUGGAAAGAAUACAGAGAUCCCGAAACAGGCAUUUGCGAGCCUCGAAAGGUUGCAAAGCCAAGCUGAGCUUGCAGUUUUGUUUGAGAGCUGCCCUGAUACAACAAGGACACCCGACAUCGCUUGUCUCAGAAUAAUCUGGCUAGGAGGCCUGUCCGCCGUGGAACAAGAGCACACACAAACUCUAUAUUCUACAGGAAACAAGGCACUCGUUCGUCAUUGUAGCCACAGGAUUCCAUUCAUACUAUGGCUUUCAGUCGUCAUCUCAUGACGCGAGGCUUCUCGCAUAAAUGCCAAUUCGUCUGGCUGGACUCGUUGCUCAAAUCCGAUAAAACAGACGGGACUCGAAGAAGAAUCCACAAUGACGAGAAUUGAGCCCAGGACCGCCGGACGAUAAUGAGUUGGGCCUGCCCUAGAAUCAACUUAGAAACUUGAUCUAAAGCUCAUACCACCUGAGAAGCGCGUUCCCAGAGUUAUUGCAUGCGAUGUAACAUGAUCAGAUAUGGUGACGUGACGUGACCCUGUUUAUUCAUUCCAACAGCAAUUUGUUACGAGAUUGAGUCAUGCAAUGUCGUUUGUUG